Stomoxys calcitrans (stable fly) is the source of this 1450-nucleotide messenger RNA. RefSeq names its product carbonic anhydrase 2-like. The coding region runs from base 442 to 1323 and encodes 293 amino acids. Gene Ontology annotation, cellular component: cytoplasm. Gene Ontology annotation, molecular function: zinc ion binding; carbonate dehydratase activity. The record is from RefSeq and is a predicted model, not a curated record. The transcript has 6 exons. NCBI's taxonomy places the organism in Eukaryota, Metazoa, Arthropoda, Insecta, Diptera, Muscidae.
CAAAUUUUGGAUUUUUAUUUGAGUCAAUUUUGUCCAUACAUACAUACAUGCAUUGUAUGUCUAAUGGCAAGUCGUAUAAGAAAUAAUGGUAACAACAACAUUGACGUUAGUAUACGAUGGCAAUUGAAACCGACACACAACGAACAACGGCGCAUGUGUAAAGUCAGAAACCAAACUCUUUUUCAAAUUUGGAAAAAAAACAAACGAAAAUUUAAAGUGACCAAAGAGAAAAGUUUUUAAAGAAAAAUUAUUUAGAAAAGUUAAAACGGGCGUUCUCCAUUGGUGUUUGGAUAAGUGCAAGAAAUACAGAUAUUUUUUAAAUAUUAUUUGAUAGUGAAUUUAAACAAAAAUUAUAAAAAAAAAACUAAAUUUUAAACUGUCAAAGCUUUUGCCAUUAGUGAAGUGUUUAGUUCCCCAUUCUGGGAAACGCCAAAUAGAAAUAUGAGUUUUCCGGUGUUCGGCAGCAUUUACCAUCGUCUUUUAUUCAUUUUGCCAUUGGCAGCGGAAAGUUUCAACUAUGACGAACCGGAGAAAUGGCAUUUGGAUUUUUCUAAGUGUGGCGGCAACAAACAAUCACCCAUAAUUAUAUCAACGCCAAAGUCAGUUGAUGUUCUUAUUAAUCCCAUGGAAUUUGUUUACUACGACAUACCUUUAUCAGAAUCUGUUCAUCUGCGUAACAAUGGUCAUACAGUGGAGUUUUCUAUUCCUCCUACCAUUUUGGGUGAGAAACCUUAUAUUCGUGGAGGAUUAUUGGAUGAUACCUAUGAAGUUGAGCAGGUGCAUUUUCACUGGGGCUCUCCAACACGUAAGGGUUCCGAGCAUAUUGUUAAUGGCAAUCGAUAUGAUGUUGAGAUGCACAUCGUACAUCGAAAUAUCAAAUACCCCAAUGUGGAUGUGGCACAACAGUUUGAAGAUGGUUUUGUUGUGUUGGCUGUAUUGUUCAAAGUGGUGAAGUCUGAAAAUGUUUUCUAUCCCGGCCUAAAUGCAAUCUACGAUAAUUUGGAGUAUGUGCAAGAAUUCAAUAGUUCAGCUACAGCCAUGGAUUUAAUGAGUUUAGGUUCAUUGCUGGGUAAUAUAAAUCGUGAAGAUUUCUAUACCUAUCAUGGAUCUUUGACCACUCCGCCAUGUUCCGAAUCUGUGUCUUGGAUAAUAUUUGCGGACAUUUUACCCAUAUCAUAUAAAGAGCUUCCCAAAUUUUGGAACAUUUUAGAUGAACGCGAUGAUACCAUUGUUAAUAUUCGUCCCAUACAAUACAAAGGUUUUCGAAAGGUUUUUCAUCGCAAACCUUUAUUAACAUUUAAAUAUCUUGGCUGGUUAAAGUAAAGAUUAAGGCGAUGGAAGCUUAACAAUUUUUAUAUAAUUCGAUGGCAUUUAAAACUUAUUUAUUUUGAAGUUAUUUGUAUUUUCUUGUGGGAAAUCCUACUACUAGAAUUUAAGAUAGUCAAAUAUU